ACUUAAGGAUUGAUAUUUUGAGAAGUUUGUCACUAUAUAUCAGCUGAUGAGCAAUCGCGUUACAUAUUAUAUAAUUCAAGAUGGCGUCUAAAAUUAUCUUCGUAAUAGCUGUAAUAUUUGCUUUAAUAUGCACCAUCACCGCCUUUGAUGGUGGUUUUGAAAGAGGAGGAAAUGAUGGUAGAUUUGGUGGACAAGGUGGUUUUGGAAGCGGCGGAGGAUUUGGCGGAAGGCAAGGUGGCUCCGGAGGAUUUGGAAAUAACUUUGGAGGCGGUGGAUUUGGACAAAACAAUGGACGUGGUGGUGGUGGAUUUGGACAAAACAAUGGACGUGGUGGUGGUGGUGGUGGAUUUGGACAAAACAAUGGACGUGGUGGCGGUGGACCAGGUGGAUUCGGUGGGGGUAACGGGCAAGGUGGAUUUGGUCGUAGAUUUUAA
Molecule: messenger RNA, 434 nt
Organism: Vanessa atalanta (red admiral)
Lineage: Eukaryota; Metazoa; Arthropoda; Insecta; Lepidoptera; Nymphalidae
Product: probable H/ACA ribonucleoprotein complex subunit 1
Exons: 2
Coding region: 81-434 (117 amino acids)
Source: RefSeq, a predicted model, not a curated record